ACUAGUAAAGUACCGCCUCUAUUUUCGGAUCAGAUGUCGGGGCUUGAAGUCGUUGGCACAGUUGCCAGCAUCAUUCAAAUCAUCGACAUUGGCGCCCGAGUCAUCAAACGCAUCAACGAUUACAGGGAGAAAGCAAACACGCUGCCUGGAACUUUCUACCAGAUUGGAGUCCAGCUUCCUAUUUUCAUCGAGGUGGUCCGCGACACAAAGCUUGCUAUAGACGAAAAUCGGCUGUCAGACACUGCUAGAAAGGCCCUUAAUCCUCUCAUUACAGAGUGUAAUUCGCAAAUACGCAUUUUGGACCUCAUAGUUCACAAGGUGCUUCCGCUCGAUGUCUAUUCUACGACAGAUAGGCUCCGCAAGGCCUACAGAAGCCUGAAAUAUGAGAGUGAAGUCGCCCAGGCAGAGACGACGCUCCGAAAAUAUAUCGAAGCAAUGUCGCAUCAACGCAUUGCUGCCUCGCGCAACGAAGGUGCUAUCGUUUCGGACCCUCCGAGGCCGUCCUUCGUCAACAAACCUUUCAACCGCGAUGCCGAUCACGUUCACAGGGCAGCCCUAGACUGGGUUAUUACUCAAACUCACAGGCCGAAUGGCACACCCAGGCUUGCGCUCGUUGGCUUAGGUGGCGUAGGAAAAUCCCAAAUCGCUCUCCAAUAUGCAUACAUAACCAAAGAGGUAAUGCCGGACGUGUGGAUUUUUUGGGCACGCGCGAGCAGCGUUGCAAGACUGGAAGCAGAUUUCAGGCAAAUUGCCAGAGCCCUACAUCUACCGGGCUGGGACGAAAAAGAUACUCAUAUCUUUCAAAGUGUAUACGAGUGGCUUAGCAACGAAGCGAAUGGAAGAUGGGUGAUGAUCAUCGACAACGCAGACGAUCCGUCAGUUUUGACUGCUCCACCACCGUGCGGUUCGACAGGAUUUGAGGAACCCAACGAUACCAAUAGUGUCAGCCAUAGCGCCACAGCUCAAAUAUGGGAUUUUCUUCCAACUUCGUCCCUUGGCACUAUUUUAAUGACAUCAAGAACCAAAGAGGUUGCAUUCGAUCUUACCGGAAAUCAUAAUCACUAUACCGAGGUGGAAGAGAUGACCCAAACGGAGGCCAUGGAGCUUCUAACAAAGAAGCUGAGAGGCGAAUUUGCAGAAUCCGACAAGUUACAAUUAAUCAAUCGCCUCGGAAACAUGCCGCUCGCCAUCUCGCAAGCAGCAGCUUACAUUAGUCGACGAUCGCCGCUCAUUACGAUUGCAGAUUACGUUGAGAAACUGGACAAAGGUGAUGAAGAUGCAGUCACAUUACUCACCGAGAGCACGACCGAAUCUCAUAGAGAAAGACAAAGGUCUCAUUCCAUCAUGAAGACGUGGCACUUGACUUUCCAGUACGUGCGCCGUGCCAGUCCUACUGCAGCUCGACUUCUUUCGCUAAUGUGCAUGUUCGAUCGACAGGGAAUUGAAAAAUCGAUUCUCAUAGGCCAGUACGAUGAAAAAUUAGAGAAAGAAGAAGAGAAGAGUGACCAACUAUCAACGAUAGGCCCUCGGAGAUUGUGGGCGAGAGUUCGCAAAGCCAUGCGUCGUUUGAAGAUCGACAACGACCAGAUCUAUGGACAAACUGUAUUUAGUGACACACCCUCGGCCUUUAUCGAUGACUGCGCGACGCUUUCCGACUUCUCUCUCGUAAAAGUUACUGCAGAUGGACAGGGCUUCGCAUUGCACCGUCUCGUUCAAUUUGCGACACAGAAGUGGCUUGAAAUACACCACGAGCUGGAAAGAUGGAGCGGAAAAUUUAUUGUGCUUUUAGAGAAAUAUUAUCCGAAGCCGGACUUCGACGGCUGGCAAGCGUGCCAGAAUCUCUUCCCUCACGCUAUGCGUGCGAUAAGAUGUAUGCCACCCGAUGUGGACAUCUUGCAUACAUGGUUGAUAUUGAUCUUGAAGGUGGCAUCGUUCGUACAAGAGAUUGGUUUAUGGACGGAGGCAGUAGAUUACAAUCGUUUGGCGAUAGGUUGGCUCGUAAAACUCCUCGGAUCCGAACAUGAGCAUACUCUCCAAGGCAUACAUCAGCUCGGCUCAGCAUUGAAUGCUCGGGGGGAUUUGGAAGAAUCAGAGACUUUGUUACGCCAGGCAUGGCUAGAUCGCCAAAGACUGUUCGGCCAGGAAAAUGAAGACGCACUUUCAAGCGCCCGAUCCUUACGUCUCAAUCUCAGGAAACAAGGAAAACUUGAGGAAGCUGUGGCUCUGGACGUUUUGACACGGAACAUCGCCAAGAGAAAACGGGCUGGUCGCGAUCAGUCUCGGGAAGCCCUACCCAAACCCCCUGAGGCAUUGGAUUUAACACUAAACGGCCAAUUCGCGGAAGCAGAAUUGAUUAGGCGCCAGACGUUGGACACAAGACAAAAACCUUGGAGCGAAGAGGCUCUUGGGGACAUUGAGAAUGUCGUAGAUCUGCUCACACUGCAAAGAAAAUACAGAGAAGCAGCAAGUUUACUCCGAGAAUCCCUGGCAAUCCAAACGAGAUCCAAUUCAGCCGACGAGGACAACAUCGCGGCAACGAAAGCAAAAUUAGCUUCUGUGUUGGCAUGCCAUGGACAUUACCUAGAAGCCGAACAACUACUGCGGCAACUGAUCGCUACUGCUCCGACCGUCCAAGCCAGCCUGAACCAACAAAAAGAGCUCACACAUUGGCAGGAGUACCUAGGCGCCGUGCUUGCCAGACAAGGCCAUUUCGCAGAAGCAGAAACGAUCGGAAAGCAAGCCCUCGACGCAACGGAAAAGAUACUAGGCAAAGUCGAUAAUCGAACGCUCAAUGCAGCGCACACGCUCGCGGAAAUCAUGCGUCUGCAAGGUCGGUACGACGAAGCUCUUGCUUUAUACAAACGCGCACAUCCGGUCGCGUAUCUGGACCGCCUCGAUACAGAUGUCAUUGCCUCACAUCUACACUGGAUGACGGAUUGCGUGAAUGAUAUUCGGAGCAUUGUAAAGACGGAGGGGGGAGAUGAGACUUGCUGGGAGCGAAUGAAUAAGGAUGACGCAUCUUUAGAAUUUACGUAUUUAGCAUAGAUAUAGUCGUUGCGACGUUUGAGCUGAUGUGAGGUUCUAGUUCUAGUUCUAGUUCUGGAUUCGCAAGACAGGAAAUGGACCUCAGGGGUCGUUCGUCUGCGAUGGCGUCAAAACCCACUACUUCCCACUCUAUCUCGAU
Periconia digitata is the source of this 3184-nucleotide messenger RNA. NCBI's taxonomy places the organism in Eukaryota, Fungi, Ascomycota, Dothideomycetes, Pleosporales, Periconiaceae. The record is from the annotation of a GenBank genome assembly.